CAACUCGUCUACCAUGCCUAAAACACGUACCAGUAGCAAAAAAGUCAAACUUGAAGAAGCCUCUUUGGAAUCUGUUGUAAAGUAUAUUCAAGAUCAUCAAGUCAAGCAUGUUAUUGUCAUGACAGGUGCUGGUAUCUCUACUGCAGCCGGUAUUCCUGAUUUCCGCAGUAAAGGCACAGGUCUUUAUUCCAACCUUCAGAGAUUCAAUCUGCCUUAUGCAGAAGCUGUGUUUGAUAUUGAUUAUUUCGAGGAAAAUCCUCAGCCAUUUUAUACACUUGCUAAAGAAUUAUAUCCUGGCCGAUUUUUGCCUACGAAAACGCAUUAUUUUGUACGCCUCUUGCAAGAAAAAGGCAUACUCUUACGCAAUUUUACACAAAAUAUCGAUACAUUGGAACGUUUAGCAGGAUUAGAUGAAGCAUUGCUUGUAGAAGCCCAUGGUAGUUUUGCCACUGCUUCUUGUGUGACAUGUAAAAAAAAGGCAGACUCAGACAAGGUCAAAAAGAAGGCAUUGGCUGCUCAAGUACCUCAUUGUGAAGAAUGUGAUGGGUUGAUUAAGCCAGAUAUCGUCUUUUUCGGUGAAGGAUUACCCAAGCGAUUUUUUGAUCUGUUGGAUGAUUUUGAGAAAGCUGAUUUGUUGAUUGUGAUUGGCACAAGUCUACAAGUACAACCUUUUGCUUCUUUGAUUGAUAAUGUGCCAGACCAUAUACCUCGUCUGUUGAUUAACCGAGAAGAAGCAGGUGUCCAUCAUACAAAGUCAAUGGGAUUUGACUUUAAAUGGAAAUAUGGGUCAAAGCGCGAUGUUGCUCAUCUAGGCGAUUGUGACGAGAGCAUUGAAAAAUUAUGUGAAUUGCUUGGGUGGAGAAAGGAUUUAGAUCAAUUAUAUCAUAAGGGGCAUGAGAAAUUAAAGGCUAUUUGGAAACAAGAAGAAGAAAAUGAAGAAGAAGAAGAAGUGGUUGAACAGAGACAAGAUAAGGAUGUAGAUCAACUUGCUGAAGUCUUGGAGAACUUGACUACUGAAGAAAAUAAAAAUAAAAUAAAAUAAAAUAAUGUCCGCAAACAGAA
This is a messenger RNA of Gilbertella persicaria, 1062 nucleotides long. RefSeq names its product DHS-like NAD/FAD-binding domain-containing protein. The transcript has 4 exons. The record is from RefSeq and is a predicted model, not a curated record. The coding region runs from base 14 to 1042 and encodes 342 amino acids. NCBI's taxonomy places the organism in Eukaryota, Fungi, Mucoromycota, Mucoromycetes, Mucorales, Choanephoraceae. Gene Ontology annotation, molecular function: NAD+ binding; histone deacetylase activity, NAD-dependent.